Messenger RNA from Diachasma alloeum, 1810 nucleotides. Its product is annotated as corepressor interacting with RBPJ 1. Gene Ontology annotation, cellular component: nucleus. Gene Ontology annotation, molecular function: transcription corepressor activity. The transcript has 5 exons. The record is from RefSeq and is a predicted model, not a curated record. Bases 422 to 1561 code for a protein of 379 amino acids. Gene Ontology annotation, biological process: negative regulation of DNA-templated transcription. NCBI's taxonomy places the organism in Eukaryota, Metazoa, Arthropoda, Insecta, Hymenoptera, Braconidae.
UCCUGUUGUUAGGCCCAUGAAAAACGAUCUUGAAGCCGAACUGCUCCUCAGCCUCCGCCAGUUCGAUGGUGCACCCCUCCAGGACAAUCAUCCCCACGGGCUCCUUGUCCCCUCGGCGAUCGAAGUAGAAGAGGAUGUUCCCCUUCAGGACGAACCACCGCCUCUGGUACCCCCUGUUGACCUCUCCCCGCUUGCUCAACCAUCCCUCCCUGUCCACAGGCGUCGCCGAGAUGGCGAACGCCACCAUAUUCUUCUCAUUUAUCUUCAUCUUCACUCCAUCAAUCAAUCAAUCGUAAACAAACAAUCAAAUCGCAGCACCACAACCACAAGCACCAACUGUCACUCCGAAAUCAAGCGCAGGUGUCCCUCCCCCCUCCACCCGCCGCAGAUCAGCUGUUGACCCACAUCAGGUUAGGUAUGGAUGGCUGAGCAGCAGGCUGAGGCCUAUAAGAAGAAGCAGGAGGAGCUGAGGGUGCAGUACGAGAAGGAGCAGGAUCUGCAUAAUAACAAAGCUAUUUUGAGUAAAGAAAGUAAAGACAAACUGAGCGUAAAUUUUAUGUACGAGCCACCACCGGGGGCCAAGAAGGAACGUGAGAAGGAGGAUAAUGAGCCGGAGUAUAAGUUCGAGUGGCAGAGGAAGUACAAUGCACCCAGGGAGAGCUACUGCAAGGGUGACAGUGAAAUAAGGGAUCAGCCUUUUGGAAUUCAAGUGAGAAAUGUCAGGUGCAUAAAGUGCCAUAAGUGGGGGCACAUUAAUACAGAUAAGGAAUGUCCACUGUACAGUCAAGCAAUGAGCGCAGUUAUCCAGCCAAAUAGCACAACCACGAGCACCUCGAACUCGAAAGAAGCCCCAGAUGCUCUGACCCUGGUGCAACAGAUGAAGGACGACGGUUUGGCAUUGAAGAGAUCAGCCCUGACUGCCCAACAGCAUCUCCGAGUGCCUCAGCAUGAGGAGUUGAUGGUAUCCGGGGAUGAUGAACCCACUGAGGAGGAGUUUCUCAAUUCUCUGACGCGCAAGGAGAAGAAAAAAUUAUUGAAAAAAUUGGAAAAAAUGGAGAGGAAGAAAAGAAGAGAAGCGAAACGUCGAAAACUAAAGAAGGAGGAGAAAAAGAAGAAACGAAAGAAGAGAAAAUCAAAAUCCCAAGAGAGUUUCUCCAGCAGUUCCAGUAGCAGUGGCACUAGCAGCAGUGACUCCUCCUCGGAAAACAGUUCCAGUGCUGAGGACGAAAAAAAACGUCUCAAGAAACGAAAGCCCAAAAGGAGUAGAAGAGACUCAAGUGAGACUGAAAACGACUCGAAAGAGCGUGAUAAAUCCAGUAGAAUUCGAGUGGAAGUUGAAAAAUCUCAUCGACUGGAGAACGAUAAACCGCAUCGAGGGGAGAACGAGAGACUCUACCGAGACGAGAGGAGAGAUUUCGAGCGACACUCGAGAGAUCGAUACGAAAGAGAGAGAAGUGACAACCACAGGGAUCGUGACAGAUACGAGAGGAAACGACGAAUGCAAGAAUCCGAUAACGACAGGAGAAACAGACGCGAGAGCAAACGAUCCAGAGAGUCCUAGAAUUUUUGCUAUCAAUUUUUUAAACUUAUUCUUGAUUUUUAGAAUCUGAAGUUACUAGCAUUACGGUUGUUUCUAUAGAUUAGAUUGACUAGAUUGUUUUUAAUUGAAUGAACGUGUGGAGAGUUGAUUUUUAAGAGGAAUAAAAUGAGUUAAUCUUGUUGUAUUAUUUGUACGAUGAUGAAUGAAACUUUUAUACAAUAAUCAUUGUAAAAUCUGGAUUGGGAGAAUUAAUAGAGCUUUUGAAUUUAA